This is a messenger RNA of Rosa rugosa (rugosa rose), 2659 nucleotides long. Its product is annotated as NAC domain-containing protein 71-like. The transcript is spliced from 4 exons. Bases 923 to 1960 code for a protein of 345 amino acids. NCBI's taxonomy places the organism in Eukaryota, Viridiplantae, Streptophyta, Magnoliopsida, Rosales, Rosaceae. Gene Ontology annotation, biological process: regulation of DNA-templated transcription. Gene Ontology annotation, molecular function: DNA binding. The record is from RefSeq and is a predicted model, not a curated record.
GUGAUCGUACAAAUGGUUAAACGUUUUCUGAUUAGUGACAAUGUGAUGCACACUGGUUUGUUACAUAGCUGAAGCCACCAAGCAACGGUCAUGGCGGGAAGAAUAACUGUAGUGCAGGGUUAUAGUGUGAACUGAGUUCAAGUUAUGUGGAGGAGGUGGGCCAUUCUCCCCCCUACAUUGGAAUUUUGUGUUUGCGUCAGACAAGCAAUCUUGGAAACUUUCGGUGUCUUGUGUAUAUUUUUGGACUGUUGGUUCCCCCAUGAUCCUAUAUAUACACACGACAUUUGCCACUCCUUCACUCCCUCUUCCUUCCUUUCUUUCUCUGCUCCUUCCCUCCUCCCCCUUUUUGCUUCUUGACACUGACUCUUGUGCUACCUCUACCUCUUUCUGGCUCACAUUCUUUUCCAACUGCCAACCACUUCGAUUUUCGACAAGUUUUGGAUGGUUUUUAUUUCAGGGUUUUGCAAUAGGUUCCAAUUCUGGAAGUUCUGACCAGUUUUCUUUAGACAAAGCUCUUCUAUUUUUCACUGAUUGAGUUAUUUCACAUUCAAGUUGUGACAUUUGAGCAAUAUCAGCUUCUGGGUAUUGACUCGGAGGCUUAAAUUUGAUUCCUUUUUAUCUUAUUUUGGGAAUUGCUGAAAAAACUUGUGAGGGGGGGUUGUUGGGGCUGGCACAUUGGUUAUAAGGAAAGAGUUUCCAAAGACAAUGAUUCUGCCAUCCAAAGGGUGCAUUCUGUGGAGGUUUUACUCAAUUCCUGACAAGAAAUCUCUUCUUGACAAAAGCUUUUAUUUUUGGAUUUUCCAAAUUUUUAAUAGAUACAGUACGGGCACUUAACUAGCAUUCAUCCCUAAGCUGCAGCUCUCUGCUAUUAUAACUAUUAUAUUUAUUAUUUUGUUUUGAAAAUUUCGGAUAUUUGUGAGUUAUGGGAGGGGCAUCACUACCACCAGGUUUUAGAUUCCACCCAACUGAUGAGGAAUUAGUGGGAUACUAUCUUAGUAGAAAAGUGGAGGGGCUUGAAUUUGAGCUCGAAGUAAUUCCUGUGAUCGAUUUGUACAAAUUUGACCCCUGGGAGCUGCCAGAGAAAUCGUUUCUCCCUAGGCGAGAUAUGGAAUGGUUCUUCUUCUGUCCAAGGGAUCGAAAGUACCCGAAUGGCUCAAGAACAAAUCGAGCUACCAAAUCUGGCUACUGGAAAGCCACUGGAAAAGACCGCAAGGUUGUCUGCCAAUCUAGUGUUACUGGAUACCGCAAGACCCUUGUUUUCUAUCGUGGCCGUGCUCCUUUAGGUGAUCGAACGGAGUGGAUUAUGCAUGAGUACCGCCUCAAUGAUGAUUUUGCUCAGGGGUCACCAGGUCUCCAGGGAGUUUUUGCUUUGUGCCGUGUUGUUAAACAGAAAGAGCAUACACAGAAGGCAAAUGAUUCCAAUGGAGAACCCAAGGCUAAGACGACUGGAAGUACUUCGAGCAAUGGGGAUUUGACCUCAACAAGAAACUCGAAUGAGACCAUGAGCAUCUCUGCUGGAAUGUCAUCUCAAGUGAACUACCAGCAUGACGAGAGUCGCCAUUCAAGCCAUACUACUUCUCCAUAUGAAGUCUCUCCAAUGGCAGAGUUUGAGCCAGCUCCAAGAGGCACCAAUCCUGCAGACUUCUGGAUCUCACCUGACUUAAUUCUUGAUUCUUCAAAGGACUACCCACAGUUACAAGGAGCUGUGCCUAAUUACUUCCCCCAGUACGAGUUUCCAAGCACAAUGUCACCAUGGCAGUCAUAUGAACACACUGAGAUUUCGCCUAGUUCAUCAUACUCAAAUUUUGGAGACUUCCAAAUGGCAGAUGAUAUGAAUCAAAUUCCCAGCAUGUCACCUUUCUCAGGACACACAAACUACAUGGGUUAUUGUGGAAAUGAGGGAUUGCAAUUUGAAGGUUUUGACCAGACUAGUACAGUGAGAUAUCCAAAUCACUUCUGAAAAGGAAAGAAGAACAUUGUCGAUCUUUUUUUCAAGGGGUUUUGUCCAUUUACCCCAUUUCUAGGGAUUUUUUUCCCACUUACCCCAUUAAGUUUUUUUAAUUCUCUCUUACCCAAUACACUCUAAGGGAGUCUUCUCUAAUACCCCAUUAAGAUUUUUUUUUUGUUUUUAAUUUUUUUUUAAUACCAUUUUACCCCUCACCCCUUUGUUACUUAGAGAGAGAAAUAGAGAAAAUGGAAGAGAGAGAAACCAUAGGAGACUUCGCCGGAGCCUGUCACUGGUCGCCGGAAUCCGGUCAACUUUCGCCGGAAUCCGGCCAACUUUCGCCGGAAUCCGGUCACCGGUCGCCGGAUUCCGGUCACCGGCUGCCGCCCACCGGAAUUUGCUGAAAAUCUCACCGGAAAGUUUUUUUUGCCCCCAAUAGACAUCUAUUGCCCCCUAAUAGAGGGGCAAUAGACGUCUAUUGCCCCCCAAUAGACGUCUAUUGCCCCAAUAGUCUAUUGCCCACUAAUAGACGUCUAUUGGCCCCCAAUAGACGACUAUCAGCCAUGUAUUGCCCCCCAAUAGACGACUAUCAGCCAUGUAUUGCCCCCCAAUAGACGACUAUUGCCCCCCAAUAGAACUUUCGUUUGUCGGAAUGAAAAUUAAUCUUCCUAAAAUUAGACAAAUAAAACUUUAAUUAACGAAAAAAAAAAAAAA